GUUCCAGAAACUAGGUAGAGAGUCAUCAAUCAAUCAGGUUCAUCCAUGUGCGUCCCAGCCCGCUUUUCAUUGCGACUCAAGGUCUCUCUCUCUCUGGCUCUGGCUCUCUCUCUAUCUUACUUACUUACUAGUACUAUUAUUACCUACUCUUUUUGCCUCUACCCUCCCUCACCCUCUCGCUCUAUCUUCACUUCCGUCCUUUCUCAAAUGCUCUGAGGCUUUUGUGGCUGCCUGCCUGGCUUUGUCCUUUUCCGCCGACGACCUUGUCCGAGCAGUCUCUGUCGCGCCAAACCCUCAAUGCCCUGGGCGCCCCGAGUCCUGCAACCUUCGUUUUCGAGUUUCACUUCGUCUGAUGUGUCUUCCCUCGACCCGGGAAUGUGUUAAGGUUGCCUAGCUGCGAAAUCGCCUCGCCCACGACGAGUCAGUUGCCCAUCGCCGAAAGCCAGCUUUCCGGGUGUUCGCCGCGGGACAAACUUCGACUAAGGACCCAACACAACGGUGUCCUCGAUUGAGAGUGCCGAUUUACCGUUUUAUACUUUCGCCUUUUAUUGCUUUAUAUAUUCAGAUAUACAGCAACUCAAUUCUUCCUUGUCCCACUGACCUGGUUUCUCACCAACCAAGACCCCCAGUCCGGCCUGGUGGGAUCUGCAACGCGACGAUAGUUUGGUUACAAUUCUGUGAUAUCUUUUUUAGACAACAUUCACCAUGCUCUCUAUACAGCCCGACUCUAACUUGGCUGGUAUGAUGGCUGCUCCUGAAUCGCGGCUGGGCAAAACUCAGCCCUAUGCCCGCGAACGCCGCAUCACGAAAGACGGAAGGCAUUUGUGGUAUCAGCUCGAGGUCCUUCAGCAACCCGAGCGUGCUCGAGCCUGUGGCUCAGGCCCUAAAUCCUCUGCCGAUCGUCGUCCUGUAGAUCCGCCACCCGUUGUUAUUUUGAGGGUAUUGGAAGGGGAAAACUUCGAUGGAGCUAGAGACAUCACGUUCGAUUACAACGUUGACUUCUUCUGUUAUGCCUCACUUGAACAUGCACGUCCAAUGGCCCAUGGAAGGGUUCAGACGCCUGCAGCCACAUCGCCUCCCGUUCUUACUGGCUUCCCCGUUUCAGGGUGCUGCUAUCUCGACCGGCCUGAUCCUGCUGGCUAUUUCCUGUUUCCAGAUCUUUCCGUCCGACACGAAGGCCGCUAUCGGCUGGUAUUUAGUCUAUACGAGUUGAUCAAGAAUGAAGGAGAUCUUGAUAGAGACGCCCCGGAACCGGAGUCUGGAUCCCAUCAACUUCCAACAGAUGCUUGUCAUAGAAUGGAUUUACGAUCUGCCGAUUUCACGGUAUUCAGCGCCAAGAAGUUCCCGGGUCUCACCGAGAGCACUACACUUAGCCGAACUGUUGCUGAGCAAGGUUGUCGUGUACGUAUCAGACGUGAUGUCCGUAUGAGAAGACGUGACACCAACACGAAGCCGUCUGGUGGCGAGGAGUAUAACAAUAAUGCCGAGGAAGAAUAUGCUAAACGACGGGGAACACAAACACCCGACGGAUACCGGGCCCGAUCUAUGAGUAACUCGAGCAUGGAGCGCACAGCUUUCCCUGAUAGACGGCCUUCAAAUGUCGAAUACGCCACUGCGCCUCCACCACCGACGUACCAGGGCAGCAAAUCUUCGGGUGCCAUGCUGAAUUUUGGACAACCUACGAAUGGUUUUGCUCAACCGUCAUACGGGCCCAUAAGUGCUUCAAAUCCGCAAUCCACGCCAGUCUCACCUGCACAGACAGCUUUCCCUCAGGGCCAAGGCAUGAAUUUGCCUCCUCCCCCUUCGCCGAGUUAUUCGGGAUCUGCCUAUCAGUCGUAUGAGCAACCCGAAGCGGAAAACAAGCGGCUCUCGAGCUCUUAUCCUCAUAUUUCGGCGAAGCCAUCGAGAGGUGGCGAGCCCAGAUCAUCUAUCAGCUCCAACAUCUCGGUGGAGAAUACUUCGCGUCCUAUUCUUCCAUCCAUCAGCUUCCCUAGUCCAUCCGACUCAACAUACUCCGAAUAUAGUGCAUAUCAACUGAAGAGUGGCCUUUACCCACAAUCAGAAACACGACCAGUCAAGCGGACAGCUGACGAAUCAUUCGCGUCGCAUCAGCAGCAAAUGCGUGAUAUCCGGGGUGAACGUUUACCCAUGCAACAACCUCUGUACCCAUUGACCUCGAGCUACAUGAGAGCCGACGGCAAGAAGGUGUAUGCUCCUCAACACCUCUGGUUACCGUAGAUGCCUCAAGCUCCACAUAUAUAUAUAUUCCUUUUUCUUUUUCUUUUUUCUCAGUCACUUUUGUGUCUCACGGUUUAUCACUAGUGGGCGGAUCAUACACGGGCUCGAGUCUGGGCCCUAGGUUUAUCGGCGUUUAGGCGGUGGUCUGGUCCAACACAGCACACGACUCAUGUGUACAUUCUAAGGAGGCUUCACUUUUAUUUCAUCUCCAUGUGUUAACUUUUAUUCGCGGAACGUUAGGGGUUAUUAUUAUAGGCACAACUGGUCCAACGACGGGACUACUUUCUUAGGUCGUGUCCUUUCUCCAAGCUGUUGGAUCAAGACGACUUGGGUUCCUACCGCAUACGGGGGAGAAAAGGAGGAAAAGGGAGGAGAGGAGUCCCAUUUACGUCGAGUUGAUCGCAUCCACGCAUGCCAUGCAUGAAGAUGAUGAGUGAAUGGAUUUAUAUGCGUCACGAGAACGAGACGUAGGUGCGUUCUAGACAGCGUUGAUUUAUUUACCAAGGAGUUGCAGCAUUCGCAUAAUUACCCUUUAUCAUUUGUUGUUAAGCGAUGAGUUGUUGGCGGGGCGGGACGGGUGAAUCAAAACAAUGAUACCAAUGAAGAUGCCCAUAGGGGGGGAUGAGAGGUUCAAUGCAGUCUGUAUAUAUUGGUGAAUAGCUUUCUUCAUAUUCUGAUAGUAUAUGAUUGCAAUUGACUUUUUUCCUCCCGGA
Molecule: messenger RNA, 2951 nt
Organism: Xylaria bambusicola
Lineage: Eukaryota; Fungi; Ascomycota; Sordariomycetes; Xylariales; Xylariaceae
Product: velvet factor-domain-containing protein
Exons: 3
Coding region: 706-2238 (510 amino acids)
Source: RefSeq, a predicted model, not a curated record